UCCAGGGCGGCUCGCCACGUGUGAGGGGCUGGAGGCGGAUCGGCCGGCGCCCCCCAUGGAGCUCGCCUGCUACACGCAGCAUCACCCCUUCCACUGCAGCCUCAUGGGCUCGGAGCCCUACCCGCCUUUCCCCGCGGCCGGGGCCGCCCAGCCCCACCAGCCGGCACCGCCGCAGCCCAGAGCGGCCGAGCCCACCCGGAUGAUCGCCGACCCGGUCAAGGGCAGGCUUUACUGCAAGGGACGCCUGCUGGGCAAGGGCGGAUUUGCGAGAUGCUAUGAAAUGACAGACGUCAACAGCAACAAAACCUAUGCAGUGAAAGUUAUUCCUCACAGCCGAGUGGCUAAGCCACACCAACGGGAGAAGAUUAUGAAUGAGAUCGAGCUGCACAGAGGCCUGCAUCACAAGCACAUUGUCAAGUUCUCGCAUCACUUUGAGGAUUCGGAGAACAUCUACAUCUUUCUGGAACACUGCAGCAGGAAAUCCCUGGCUCACAUCUGGAAAGCCCGGCACACGCUGCUGGAGCCAGAGGUGCGGUAUUACCUCAAACAGAUCAUAUCAGCCUUGAAGUACCUCCAUCUCAAAGGCAUCCUCCACCGGGACCUCAAACUGGGCAACUUUUUUGUCAAUGAUAACAUGGAACUGAAAGUUGGAGACUUCGGCCUUGCUGCCCGGCGUGAGUCUAUGGACCAGAAGAAAAAGACGAUAUGUGGCACCCCCAACUACCUCGCUCCUGAAGUGCUCCACCGGCAGGGCCACGGGCCAGAGUCGGACGUGUGGUCUCUGGGCUGUGUCGUGUAUACCUUGUUGUGCGGGAACCCUCCCUUUGAGACCUCGGACCUCAAGGAGACGUACAGGUGUAUCAAGCAGGUGGAAUACACCCUCCCGGCCUUCCUCUCCACGCCAGCAAAGCAGCUGAUCACAGGCAUCUUGAAACGCAACCCGUCUGACCGCCUCACGCUGGAGGAGAUCCUGGACCACGAAUUCUUCACCAAAGGCUACACACCUGAUAAGCUCCCACCCAGCAGCUGUGUGAUGGUGCCUGAGCUCAAUCCUCCCAACCCGGCGAAGACUCUGUUUGCAAAAGUCACCAAGACGCUGUUUGGGAAAAAGAAACCCCAAAUUAAGAAGGGCCACUCGGAAGAGAAGGAUGACAUCUCCAAGUUGGUGGUUGGCCUCAUGAAGACCUCUAUCUGCAGACAGAUGAGCUACAAAACCAUGGAAGGGAAUGAGGUGACCCCCAUGACAUGUCUGAGCGCCAGCUGCAGCCCCGUGGAGACGCUGGCAGAAGAGGGCUCGCGGAAGUCCGUCUCCAGGUCCAUUAGGGGGACAGCAGCCAGCAGCUGUGAAGCAUUUGAAGAGUGCAUCACCGCCUCUGCAGUCACCGACUCUGCCAUCGGGCUUCUGAAGAGCUGCCUGGCCGCCAUGCCGCCAGCCCAGCGGAACCCUGCCUCUCUGGCUUGCCACGAGCAUUUCGCCUGGGUGAGCAAGUGGGUGGACUACUCUAACAAAUACGGCUUCGGCUACCAGCUGUCCAACCACCGCAUCGGGGUCCUCUUCAACGACGGGACGCACAUGGCUCUGUCGGCCGAUCGGAAGAUGGUACAUUACAACCUGACCAACAGCAAACACUUCGCCUUUCCCAUGUCGGCCAUCCCAGAGCAGCUGCGGAGCCAGACCAGCGUCCUGCGGUACUUCACCUCCUACAUGGAGCAGCAUCUCAUGAAGGGGGGAGACCUGCCCAGCAUCGACGAGAUCGAGCAGCCUGCGCUGCUGCUCUUGCAGUGGGUGAAAACUGACCAGGCCUUGCUGAUGCUCUUCAGCAACGGAACGCUCCAGGUGAACUUUUACAAUGAUCACACCAAGGUGAUCCUCAGCAAGCCAGACCAUUCCUGUCUCCUGACCUACGUCACCAAGGACCGCAACUCCUACACCUACAAGCUGAGCAGCAUCCAGGAGCUGGGCUGCUCUCCAGAGCUCCAGUACCGGCUCAAGUAUGUCCUCAAGCUCCUCCAGGAGAGGGCUGACACCUAAGCUGGGGCCAUGGGAGAAGCCUCCUUGGAUUCGAAAGCCUUCCCCUGUCGCGUCAAUGGAAUGAGUGACCGCGCUGGCUGCCCACCAGAACUUUCCUGCCGGGCGGAAGGAACUUAGAUAGGGGCAUCUGGAUAUUUUGGCUUAUCAGCAGCUGGCCUCAGCCUCGUUCAUCUUGGGAUGCCUGCCAGCUGUUUAUACUGAAAUCAUUGCCCUGGUGUCUGUGAGCUGACUGCUUCAAUCCAUGGAGGAGAAGGGGAGGUGUGUGUGUGUGUGGGGGGGUGAAGGUACACAUCCAGUUUACUCCUGUGUAAUCUUUACACAGCUUAAGUUGUACACGUGGUUGGGAAGGGGAAUCUCCGGGGGACAGCUCUUCCUUCUCCUCCCCUGCGGAGCAAGCUGAGGAGAGAAGGAACAAACCUGACUUUCAAGGAGGAGAGAUCUUUGGCCAUUGUCUAAAUGUUAAGAGCCCCAUGCCUGUCUGGCCUCGGAGCUGGGGUGGGGGAGCGGAGAACCCUGCUCCAUCUGGGCUUGGUUAGAACCUCCCUGCUCCCGCCCUGCCUGGCCAUGUGGGGGAGGCUCCUAGUGAAACCUGCCCAGCCUGUGGGUGGCUGGGGUGAAGUGGAAGCUGCUUAGGCCGAGCUGCUACCCUUAGACUCUCUUCUGCAAGGGCGUCGUCCCCAUGUCCCUGUCUGGCUCUCGGGGUGGGCAUGGGAUCUUGGCUAAAGCAAGCCUCUUGCCUAGAGGCCUGAGAGCUGGACGGGGGCUGGGGCCCCCCAGGAGGGGUGGGAGAGCCUGCUGUGCUGUGGGGCAGACCAGCCUACCAGGAAAUACUUUAUUCAACUUGAAAAAAUCUGAGCAUAAUGCUCAAGGUGCGGCCAGAGCCUGAUGGCUCUGGCGCAGGGGGGAAUGAUGAUGCCCGUGCUCGCUCUGAGGGAGGGCGUGGGGUGUUGCCAUCUUACCACUGCCAAGAGCUCUAAGGCAGAGCCUUUGUCAGCCCAGGCUGGCCCCCCUCCUGGCCAUGUGGGGGGAACGGGAGCCCUGCAGAAUUGUUACACUAAUGAGGGGGCGGGGUCCUCGGUGCGGACACAUCCCCUGCUUGUCUUGCAGCGUGCGCCAGGGAAUGUGAAUGGCCACGGUACAGACAUGAAAUGCUUUAAGGGACCCCACGAGCCCUCAGCCAGCUGGGACCUAAACAGGGUUGAUUUUUUUUUCUUGUUUCCAAACACAGGUGCUUUGGCCUGAUGAAAUUAUUUAUGUAUUUGUAUUUAUAGUGAAUUAUUUAUUUCACCCCUUCCUUGGUCUCCUGUCUGUGCAGGGCCCUGUUUGCUCUGUCCCUCGCUCAGUAAUAAAAGUGUUCCUUUU
This is a messenger RNA of Malaclemys terrapin pileata, 3394 nucleotides long. RefSeq names its product polo like kinase 3 (gene PLK3). Gene Ontology annotation, molecular function: ATP binding; protein binding; protein serine/threonine kinase activity. The record is from RefSeq and is a predicted model, not a curated record. Bases 56 to 2032 code for a protein of 658 amino acids. The transcript has 15 exons. Gene Ontology annotation, biological process: regulation of cytokinesis; DNA damage response; protein phosphorylation. Gene Ontology annotation, cellular component: nucleus; spindle pole; centrosome. Lineage: Eukaryota; Metazoa; Chordata; Testudines; Emydidae.